Messenger RNA from Propithecus coquereli (Coquerel's sifaka), 588 nucleotides. It is a transcript of the gene RD3, whose product is annotated as retinal degeneration 3. The transcript is spliced from 2 exons. The record is from RefSeq and is a predicted model, not a curated record. Lineage: Eukaryota; Metazoa; Chordata; Mammalia; Primates; Indriidae. The coding region runs from base 1 to 588 and encodes 195 amino acids.
AUGUCCCUCAUCUCCUGGCUGCGGUGGCCGGAGGCCCCGCCUCGGCUGUCGUCCCGGAGCCCAGCUGAGAUGGUGCUGGAGACGCUGAUGAUGGAGCUGGCGGGGCAGAUGCGAGAGGCCGAGAGGCAGCAGCGGGAGCGCAGCAACGCGGUCCGGAAGGUGUGCACCGGCGUGGACUACAGCUGGCUGGCCAGCACGCCCCGGCCGGCCUACGACCUCAGCCCCGGUGAGCGGCUGCAACUGGAGGACGUCUGUGCCAAGAUCCACCCAUCCUACUGUGGGCCUGCCAUCCUCAGGUUCCGGCAGCUGGUGGCAGAGCACGAGCCCGAGGUGCAGGAGGUGUCCCGGCUCUUCCGCUCGGUGCUGCAGGAAGUCCUGGAGAGGAUGAAGCAGGAGGAGGAGGCCCACAGGCUGACGCGGCAGUGGAGUCUGCGGCCCCGCGGCGGCCUGGCCACCUUCAAGACCCGCGCGCGCAUCUCCCCGUUCGCCAGCGACAUCCGGACCAUCUCCGAGGACGUGGAGCGGGACACGCAGCCGCCGCCCCGGACCUGGAGCAUGCCCGAGUUCCGGGCGCCUCAAACCGACUGA